Molecule: messenger RNA, 19861 nt
Organism: Zootoca vivipara (common lizard)
Lineage: Eukaryota; Metazoa; Chordata; Lepidosauria; Squamata; Lacertidae
Source: RefSeq, a predicted model, not a curated record
GAUAGGCGGCCGAAGAGAACCCGGAAGUCGAGAGCCAGCGCCGAGUCUUUUAACAGUGCUCUGUGAGGCGUCCCUGCGCUCUAUGCGCGUGCACAGUGCGAAACUAGAACAGCGCCGGGCGCGCGCACGUCGAGCGCGUACGGCCCCCGUUUCCUUCGUCGCAGUCUCCUGACUAAGGUAGAGGCGAACCGAGGCAAAAUGGCGGACAGGUUCUCCCGCUUCAACGAGGACAGGGACUUCCAGGGCAAUCACUUUGAUCAGUAUGAAGAAGGCCACUUGGAGAUUGAACAGGCGUCCUUAGACAAGCCUAUAGAAUCGGUAAGAAAUCAGUUUUCAUUCUCAAGCCCCGAGCAAGUGCAGCUCCACUAGUCAAGUUCAGAUCUUACAUUUAGAUUAAGGAACUCAGGGAUGUGUUCUAGUAUAUUUGCAUGUCUUAUGUUAAUGUUAAAAAUGAGGCAAGUCACUAAUCAAUCUAAUCUGAAAUGAGAAGAAAAAGCUAUCUCACCUCAGUAAAUUGAAAUAAUUUAUAGCAGCCGAUUCUGCUAAAUAUUGAAAAACCCUCUUUUAUGGCCCGAGUGGAUAUUGAGGAGUAAAAUAUAUUUUGCUCUUCCUUAGUUUACAUUUUCUUUGGCACAAGGAAGAAGACUGUAGAGCAAAGAGGGCAGCAUUAAGAAGAAUUUAGUAUAAAUAGGUUGCAUAGGAUUCUUUUUAAAACUGCCUAUGGCAUUAAUAAAAAUGUUGGUGCAAAUCUCCUUCUACCUAAAUGUCUUGGUGAGAGACUACAGACAGGAAAGAGAAGAGCCACUUGGCUUGCUUUUCCUUUUAAACAUGUCAGGUUUUUGAACUCUCUUAAUCAUGCCACAUUUGUGUGUCCCCCCCCCCAAAGGCCACGGAAUAGCUGUAGUUCAGCUGCCUAAAUGCCCUUUUGAGAUUCAUCAUUUAAUAUUUGUGCUGGGCUGUAAUGUCAUUGGAGUUGCAGUUUUAAAAAAGAUGUGAUGGAUACAUUUAAGGUAUUAUGGAUAAGGCUGUGGAAAUGAAAACAAAACAACUCCCCAGCAUUUUCAGGGCUGGAUUAAAAGAAUUAUGUCUGACCCCUUUACAACUUUCUGUCCUCCUCCAUCCUCUGAAUUUUAUGCCACAUCCUUCCUUGGAGUUUACUCUUUGAGGAACCUGAGAGGCCUUUUGCCUUCUGAUCGCCUCUUCUUUUGAGACAGUGCAGAGCACAACAAGGCUCCACCUCUCUCUCCUCCCACCUCAAUUCAUAAUCACCCUUGCAGUUUUACCCUGUGGGAUGAGCUGUAUUGUAAGCAAGCAUGGUAGCUGAGACUGUUGUGUACCUGCUGGCCACCCCUGAAGUAGCAGUUCAGAAGGUGAGCAAGCCCUCUCUGUAACUUGAGUAAUGUUGAACCAAUCCCACAUCAAGAAGCUGCACAUGAGUUGAGUAGGCUUCGUGUGCCAAAAACAAACAAGGGAAACAUAUUGGUUGAUCAAUUCCUAGGACCCCACAUGUAAGACCAUUGGGUCCUGGAAUCUUCCUUAAGAGCCUUGGAACCUAUGAACCCUGAGGAUGUUACUCUUCUUUUGUGUUCUCCAAGGUUGCAAAGGCAGUUUGUCUAAAAACUGUUCUUUGCAGGUGUGGAACAAGGGCCUAUUGACCUUUGUAUGGUAAUAAUAUCAGAGUGACAAGGCAAUUUUACCCCCAUCAGCAUUCUGGUGCUUGCAGCCGGCCCUUGUCAGAACACAGCACUUGCUCCUUGCCCUUUCCUACAUGUUCUUAUUUUGCUCUCUUUCUACACAGUGUUGCUCUUUGCUAAUCAGCCCACGCGGCUUUCACCCUGAUCAGUAGGAACCUCACCUGUGAAGUUAAUCCAGCCCUGUUAAUGCUUUGUAUACAGAGACUACAGGCUGUAGGCUCUCUAGAGUCCAGUUGCAUUUAGGAGCUCUAAAAACCUAAUAAAAAAAAGUAGUGUUAGGAACGAAGCAAUAUACAUAUAUUUGCUUUCCUGUGUAGUAGAUUGGUGUUUGUGUGUGAGUAUUUGUGUGCGUGUUGAGAUGUUCACAGAAAUUUACACAACUUGGGGUGUUCGACGUUUUUUCUUCCACAGCAGUUGGCCCAAAUUAGCUAAGCAGCCAUGACCUGGUUUGUAUUUGCACGGUCUGCAUUUUUAAUUUCUUUUCUAGGGUUUCCUCUCCUCCUUUCUCCUCUUCCCCCUCCCCCAUUUCUUAUUUCUGUUCUUCUGGUCCAGUGAACACUGCAUUCAGUAUCUACUGUCUUAUUGUGCUGGCAUGAUGCUAGAAUUAGGCAUGGCGGUCACUGAUGACACAUGAAAUAAUGCUGCAGAGGGGGGUGGGAAGGAUAGUGGUGAUGCAGCUGCAUUGGAUUCUCUUGAAUUAUUCAGCCUUGUUUGUGUGUACACGCACACCCCAAUUGAAAUGCGAAGCCAGCUUCCCUCUUUGCAAAUGUCAUGGAACAGUAUUGCGUGCCAUGCUGGCGAUGUUUGUAAUAAGACAAAUGACGCUGUGUUCCAUAGUCAUUCAUGCUCACAGGGUUCCCUUCUCUGCCUAUGCCAGAAAGGGACUGCGAGCCCAUGAAACCCCAUCCCCUUUCAUAGCUAAGAAACUGGGGCUUUCCUGUUAUCAUCAGAGACCUGUCUCAUUGAUUGCAAUGCAAUGUGUACAGCAGCUGUGGAAAAAAUCUCCAGUGCCUCAAUGUUUGCUUCUGGACCACAGAUCUACAGAAUGAACCAAUGUCUUAUUUUUCUAAGCAACAUGCCCCAAAUUAUUGUUUUUUAAAUGUCCUGAGUUGAAAACCCUCCUGCCUAUGUUAGUGGAAAGUUUAAAAUCAGCAUGUAGUCCUUUCAAGGUGCAAAAUGCUUUCACCUUGAUGAUUUUUGUGCAACCUGUAAUUCCUCUCCACCCCUCACCUUGGUUAGAGCCAUGUUAAUUUAGCUGAACUCAGGUACCUCUUAGAAAUCAAUGGGGGAUGCUAGUUGUGGGUUAACUUAAAGGCCUAUUGAUUUCAGAGGGAACUAAGUGCCGCUCACUCAGCCUGGGUUCAAUUUGUUAUCUUUAAUUAAACUUAAAUCAAAUUUACAGGAGAAAACCUCAAUAAAUAGCUUAAGCGAGCCACCUGAUGAAGAGCAGUUUGGAUCCAGGUCAUGGAAGUCACAGCCCACCUCCACUUGUUGUAAUCAUGUUGGCGUUUUAAUUCCUAUCCAUACUUAUUAUUUUCUUUGCCCAGUUUAAAUACCCAGAUUGCUAAUUUAGCUGUUGCAUCACCUAUCUCUUGGAGCAAGGCUUUUUGUCCAGUGUCAUAACAUGAUGUGGACUCGGUUUGGCUGGGAAAGGGGGGCCGGGGCCACCAUGGAAUCUUAAAGAAUUCCCAUGUCCACCAGGUGAAACCCCCACAAGUGCGGAAGGUGUUUUAAGGCAAACUUGUAUUUCAAAUAGGACUGAAUGUUUGACUGGACAGAAAAGAUUUAGUCCAUCAGCUGGCUGUAUAUUGUUAAAUAAGUCAAGUACCUGAAAUGCAUUAACUUCAUUAGAACAGCAAGAAAGAUUUUAGUUUUCCCAGACUCUCCAUCUCAAUAAGCUGAUGUGCCAUUGCAGCAGUCUAAUGUGUCUUCAGCUCUUUCAGCAGUAACUGUUUUUGUAUACAAAAUAAAAAAAUUCCUUCAGUAGCACCUUAAAGACCAACCAAGUUUUUAUUUUGAUAUGAGCUUUCGUGUGCAUGCACACAAAAGCUCAUACCAAAAUAAAAACUUAGUGCAUGCACACGAAAGCUCAUACCAAAAUAAAAACUUAGUUGGUCUUUAAGGUGCUACUGAAGGAUUUUUUUAAAUUUUGUUUCGACUCAGACCAACACGGCUACCUACCUGUAACUGUUUUUGUAUACGUGAGUCUUACCCCUCACAAGAGUAUGGCAAAGCAGACAGCCAAGUCACAUGGAGGCGAUACUUCUUGGUACUUCCAGCAAGAUGGAGUCAUGGGCAGUCCUAGGUAGCAACCUUUGUCACUGAUGACUGCUUGUGUUCUUGUUCUGGCUUGGAGGUGCCAUCAGCAGUUAUAGCAGGUGGCCAAUUGGAGAAGACUUUCUGCACUAUUAGGUUUGCCCUUGACUGCUGCUGGGCUAGGGCGACAGCUAGCCCUUUCUGGCAAAUGUUUCCAUAAUGAAAUAAAAAGAGUAAGCUGUCACCUACGUAGUGGCAUUCUUGACUUCAGUAAAUAGUUGCCAAUAUGUGAACAUGAGUGGGAGCCCUAAUUGCAAAAGGAGGCAAUAAGAUAACCAGUUAAUUUUUAAAAAUGUUAUGUCCACUCACAGACUUACUCAAAUAACUAAAAUAGCUUUAAAAUUUCCAGAGAGCCUAGAUCAGUGGUUCCCAAAUCAUUUUGAGCCACUGCCCCCUUGGUUUCAUAAACUCAUCCCCAAUGCCCCCUACCCCAUAAAUGCAUUAUUCAGAAUAGUGGUUUGCUUGACCCACUAAGGAAGAAUACAGUACCAAUUACACAUUUAUUCAAACACCCCCAAAAGCUGUUUAGUUUAAUUAAUUCAUCAACUUGAUGUAGUAAUACCAGCUUUUUAUUUACACCUCCAGCACCCUCAGCUUCCCUCUGGCCUCUUAACGACCCCCUGGAUAAUCUCCCUGCUCCCUAGAGAGUGAUACCACCCAUUUUGGGAACCAUUGGCUUAGAUUGUUGAACACCCAGGCUUUAUUCAGAGGAUAUAUAUAUAUAUAUAUAUAUAUAUAUAUAUAUAUAUGGGAAGGUGUUUGUCCAAUGGACUCUCAAACUGCUACGGACUGUGUUGUGGGAAGUUUAUUUUCCAGCAUGACUAGAACAGCUGUGAGUGUAUAUCAGGAAAAGUGAAACACUUUGAAAGGCUUAGUGCUGGAAUGUGCUCUGAUAGCAGUCAUUGUUGCUAACAUUUAAAAACACAGUGCUUAAAGCAUUUUUGCUCACCCUUGGGAAGCAAUAUAACACAGAACAUUUCCUUUUACCAUUCAAUGUUGAAAACUGAUUUUUUUUCUUUCCAGCAGCAAAUAAAACCCAAUUUUCAGCUGGAAACGUAAAGUGGAUUUACCAUAAGGGCUUAACGGUAGUAAGUAAAGCCUUCUAAAACAUAAGCGGAUUUAAGUUUCUAAAGAGCUGUUGAGAUCUCUUGGUUCUGGAAGCUAUAUAAAGCCCAAGGGAUAUUCCUGGAAAACUCUGGGGAAUGGCUUUGCUUGGGAACACAGCUGAAUUACAUGUGGCUCUGCAGCAUUAUCUAUUGAGGAGAUCCUUACCUGUAUUGCUACAACAUGGAACUUGAUAGUGACUGGAAAAAGCUUGGUUUGGGAGUCUACAGAUCUUUGCAUUGGUAAAGAAAAUGAUGCUGUUUACAUUAUUCUUCAGCAACUGGUGGCCAGAAUAGAAAAUGUCAACCCUCUCCCUCACUGGGGAUGCUUUUCUCCCCAACUGCUCUAUCUCAGGCUAGUGUUUCAGCCCCACACGCUUCAACACUGCUAUAGCCUCCAUACAUGUAGCCAGCAGGCCAAAAAAUAAACAAGUUCAGGUCUUUUCUUUAACAGUUAUUGUCCUGUGUAAUGAAUCCCUCUCUGGGGGCAUUCUCAUUAGAGUUUCGGGGGUUCAUGGGACCUUGGCUCAUCUCUAAAUAUCUUUGGGCAUGUCAUUUCCAUCUUCUGCUGGUACAGUAUCAGGUGUCGUGACCGCAGAAGUUUGAUGGCAAUGAUUAAUUAGACAAAAACAGAAAAAUAAAUUGCACACUUAAAUUGCUUUGAAGCACCAGGUAUGGAAACAUUAGAACUUGUCCAUCAUGAAUGAGGGAUAGUUGAGGUGGGUGGAAGAGCAUUGGAGCUAGUUCUUGUCAAGUUGGAAGAUGGGAGCAAGAUGAAGGUGAUCUGCUGCAACAGAGUCCAGUUGCUGCUUGGAGGAAGUGAGACAUGGAAGUUUCUUAAGAGUGAGACAGUACUACAUACUGGUCUGGCUUAUCUGGUCAGGCUAAUUUUCUUGAGGUUUCCUCCUGUAGUUGGAGCUGGAGUACAACCCCACAUAACGUCUCUCAUGACAUCUACAGUUUUCCUGGAAGUAGUUUGCAGAUUUCCUUUUGCAGAUAGCCACUCAGGAGAGGAGGCUGAAUUUGCCUGCACCACAAUGGUGUCCUCAAAUAUAGAAAGAACUACUAUAACAGUCCCUACCAUCUCCCACUUUCUUGCAGAAAGCAGGGGACUGUUUGCCUCCAACCUUCCUUCCAUCCCUGUCCUUUAACUUUAUCUCCUGUUAAGUCCAGUUAAGUGUAGCCUGUCCUGGCUUACCUGCUGUCCUGUUGAUGUGCCAUAGGAGUUGCAGCCCAAAGGUGGUUAUUUGGAAACAACACAGUCGAGAAAACUUGUUAGAAUUGUCAAGACUUGUCCAAAUACUUUCCUUGGCUACAGUUCCAAUUUUCUGUGCACUUAAUGUCUAUUCGAUCACAGCAAUACAUACAUGGGGGAGGAAGGCAGUAAGAGGCCUAGAAUAAUUAGACAAACCGUACCUUUUCUGUCCCAUUGAUGUGUCACAAAAGGAAAACAGCUUCUCACCAUUUUGGAUGGGAAGCAAGGUUGCCUUAAGGCCUGCUUUCUUUCUAGUUCUAUCCUCUUCCUCUCUACCCUCACCAACAAAGAUGCCACUGUGCAUAUUAUUAAUCUGUGUCUUAAGGCCAUUGAGAGCUGCAGGCGAGUUGAUGCCGGCCCAAGUCAACUUAUUCCAAACACACUCUGAUGAGACUUGGGUUUUUGUCACAUUGCAUAUCUAUACUGAUCUGUGGACUCCCCUGGUUCCAAAGUAUGUAACUUGACACGGCUGCCAAUUUGACAUUUAGCAGCAGCCUGUACGUUGCUGAGCACUAUAAAUACUGUGCUUUCUAGAGAAGCUGAAUGGUGUAGCACUACUCUUGGACUAUUCUCUCUUGCCUUCAUUGUGUCAUAUGCAGUAAGCUCUAGGUUUUUGUUUUGGGGGAUCUUUUUCUUUUCUUUUUCUUUAUCUCCUGUUUUGCAUGGGAUCACCCUUUGUAGCACCUAGUCUUCCUGCUUAUGGGUUCUUUGAUACACAGCCAGCAUCCCUUAUGGAGCCACUCAAGAGAUAGCGAUACCUGUCAGUCUUCGUCGGGUGGGACAAGGACCUUUUGGGGACAAAUUUGACAUAGACUCUAUUCACCAGGCACCUUCUCUUCUCUCUUUCCUUAAAUGUCAAACUACUCAUGGACACACCACUCACCACAGCCUCAUUAAGCAGCUAUACAUGCAUCCUUUUCUGAGGAAAGGGUUAUGCCUCUGUUAUCAUUCCUGAAUGAUCAUUAUAUCCAAUGAGGAGGAGUAUGACACCCAGAUGCUUGUGGAUCAUCUCAAAAUCACUGGCUGGUUCAGUUUGAUAUUUCAUUGCUGCUCAUUGGUUAGCCCCUGAUUUACUCCUUGAACAAACCAGGGUGAUCAUUCUGGUAUAAUGGGCUUCUGGAAGGCUACCCAACCUUUCCUGUUGGUUGACCUCACACAUGGCAGAAGCCCCUCCAUAAAUCUUCAGAGGAAGUUGCCUUCAAAACACUCCCAUUGGCAGUGGCAUUGAAGGAGAAAAAUGGGGAAGGUGACGGCUGAGAAGGCAGCUAGCCACACUUUUGCUGGUUUGGUGCCUCAUACGUUGAGCAUUUGACAUUAUUUGGAAGAGAAGAGGACUACAUGUUGAGCAUGGGGAUGAUGACAGGCUGGAAGCUUUACCUUUUCAUAUAUUGAAAGGUGCUCACCCUCUUGAGUGGCUUGGUAAGUGUGGUGCUAAUGUGUAUAACCCUCCUCAGGUCCCCCCCCCUUCCCCAUGUCCCCCUCUAACGUUUGUUUCUCCUCCCGCCCUUCACUGUGUCAGUCACAGCGCUCUUAAAACUCCCAGCUGGUCUUGUAUUUAUUUUAUGCUUUCAUUCUUCUUUAAUAAGUACAUUACUUGCAAGCAGUGAAUUGAAAACAAAGCAAACGAAUUAAAAACAAAAACAAAUUACCAUUAGUUGGUUGGACAGUUUCUUACUUUGUGUUACAUUUAACUGUUCUUUUGACAGCCCAGUUUUUAAAGCCAGGUUCGUAUGGAAAUGCUUUCACUCCACCUGCACCGCUUUUGGAAAUAGCAUAACAGCUUCAUUUGUCUGUUUCUUUUUAGUGCAUUCAUAACACAACACAUGUAGCACAAUGUCUCAUCUGGGAGGUAGCUGUUUCCUUUUGCAGGAGUGGGAGUACAAGCACAGCUGUUUUUCUGUCAGAACUUCUUGCCAGCCUGAUGUUGACAUUUUUUAUUGAAUAACUUUCCCAAUGUUUGCUGCAUUUUUCCAUAUUAAAAGCCGUGGAAAAGGUUUUUUUAUUUUAAAAAAAACAAAAUAAAAUUUUUUAUCACAACUACAUAUUCCACCCCACCCCGAACAAUCUCAGCAUCCAUUUGUUGACAGAAAUAGAGCCAAGCAGAGUGGUAUGGGCAUACUGAAGGAAUCAAAAGGUUUUCAGGAACACACACAAAAAUCUAAAACACACUCCAAACGGGCUAACCCCUGGCCUUGUAAGCCCCAAUUAGGACUGAGCAUGCUCAGUUGACCAAAAAAUGAGUGCCAGUUGAAAAACAAAUGGAAAACCAGGCUCUUAAUAGUGUAUAGUAUCCAGGAAUAGUGUAUAGUAUCCUGGAACCCUGAACAGGAGCGCUCCUGUUAGGGACUGAGGAUAUGGUGCAGGUCACACUGUUAUUGAACAAAACCAAGUGCCCAUUAACUAUCACCGCACUGACAGCGGAGUCCUGUACAUGCCUAUCCAAAAGUAAGCCCCAUGCAGUUUAGAGGGACUUUCACUCAGGUGUGCGCAGGAUUGUCACUUAAAAUACACAUUAACAUACCCCUACAUUGACGUAUGAAGCUGCCUUGUGCUGGAUCAUAUCAUUGGUCCAGCUAAUUAAGUAUCGUCUACUCUAACUCUAAAGAUUCAGGCAGAGAACUCUUUCUCAGCCCAGCUGUCUGAGACCCCUGGGAUCUUGUAUAUGCAAAUCAUGUGUUCGGUCAUUGAGCUAUGGCCACCCACGGACAUUGUGGUGGGAGAGCACCAUUCAGCUGACUUCCUGAGUUGCUGCAGCUUACUGGGAGGGAGAGAGGCAGGGAGGGUGGUGUCAUGCAAAUGCACCAGGCCAGAAUGGUUCCAUUCCAACUUUUCCCACUGUGCUGACCUCCUCACUGCCUCACCCAUCCCUCUAAGCAGCAACUCAGUUGUCAGGAGGUCAGUUGAGUGCCACUGCCCCAUCAUUCUGCCUGCUAUUGGUUAUGGCCCCGAUUCCAGGGGUUUUCAUGGCAUAUGUGUAAAUUUAAAUGGCUUGAGGAUUGUAAAAGAUAAGACAAUAAAAUUUUGGUGGGGUUAUGUUAAUACUUAUUUUCCAUUCUUUUGUUUUUUGCCUCUGCCAGAAUUUGGCAGGAGCUUCGUUAUAUGAAACAAAGGAGGGCUUCUCCUCCUUUCAGAAAAGGUUUGAGCCAUUGUGCUCAAAUCUGUAUUAAGAAUUGCAGUGAAACAGUAAAGUUCCACAAGACUUCACAAGACACUUUUGGUGACUACAAAGGAGCCAUUUUCCAAAGUGUUUUGAAAAGCACUUCAUCUUAGUGCCCUUUUUUUCCUGUAAGAAUUUUGUAAGCCUUGAGCGCUGAAUUUGAACAAUUGGCUCAGCUCCAUAAUGAAUGAAGCAGGUUAUCUGGAAAGUUUCUUCUGGAAAAAGGGGCAAAUCUCAGUGCCUAAGUUUGAGCUGGAACUUUGAAAGUGGAGUUAAAUGUUAUCUCGACAUGUGGACAUUCCCAAAUCUGUGUCAGGAGAUAAUGGUAAGGGUGAAGAGGGAAGCUUGGUCUGUGCCCUCCCCUCUCUUCAUAUGGCCAUUUUUCUCUUAGCUGCGUUUGCUUCUAGUUUUGGAGCCUAGCUGGGGAAUUAAAAAUAAAAUAACAUUAUGGGAGGGACUAGCAAAGGAGUCUUGCCUUGGAAGGGUUAAACACACACAAAUUGUUCCCUUCAAGCCCCUCUCCCUCAUAUAGGCAUUAGGUAGGAUUGGGAAUCGUGUUACUCUUGGAACAUCUAGUUCCAGCUUAAUUAUGUAUCGGGUGAGGAACCUUUCUGGCUUCAUGGAUCAGAUCCUCAUCAGGAUCAUUCUCAGUGACCAUAUUUGACAGAUGGGCAACGCUGUCCAUCUGUCAGUCCUGUGGUGUCAUGAUGAUGACACGUGAUGGACAGGGGGACAGUCUUGCCCACCUGUAAAAAAAAAAUCCCUUGUGCAGUUCUGCAAGCCUCCUCCCACCCAUUUAAACACUCGGUUAGGAGUUUUAAAGAGGAGCGUGCAAAGACUUUCAAAGGGUUCUGCAAGUCUCCCCACUCUCCCCCCCUGUAAGCACAUGAAAGGGGAGUGCGAGGAGACUUAACAGGGGCUUCAAGACAUCCCUGUGCUCCCAUUCUGGACUCUGAAGGCUGAAAUGUGAGCCUUCCUUUAGCUAAGGUUACCAGACGUCCCCGUAUUUACAAAUCAGUCCCCAUACAAAAUCCAUUGAAGUUGAAAAGUGUCCCCGGAUUCAUUGAAAAAAAGAUCUGGUAACCUUACCUUAUAGCCUGCCUUUAAAUGUGACGACUUCGUUAAAGCACCUUGUAAAAGUGCUGUUUGAAACAGCUCAUGCUACUUCUUUGUUGUGGGCCUCAGCAGGGCCUGCUUGCUUAAAACUGAACUGUUUUAAACAGCACUUCUGCAAAGAGCUUUAAUUCCUGCUCAUCAGCUGAGUGGGGAUUCAGUCCUGCUGCCUUGGCUGCACCAUCCUGUUCUCUGCUGAUAGCAGCGGAUGGGCGUGGCUUGAGGGAAAUUGCUUCUCCGGCCAAAUUGGACACCCUGAUCAGCCAGGAUUGGCCCAAUGGUGAGAGGGUUCCCACCCCUGCCCUAGAUUAUGUGGAAUUUGUGUGAUUUUAAUUCUACCACUGUUGGCUAGUUGCCAAGGAAUAGCUCUGGCAAUGAAUGAUGAAUGCAGCUUCCUCUCAACUUUGCUUCUAAAGUACAGUAAUCCCCCAAGUAUCCAAGCAAACUCCUUAGAUACGCCUGAGCCCCAGGACUUUACUUGUUAUAAAUGCAGCACUUAACCAUAGUAGAAAACCUUUUUAUUUUCUUUAACCGUUGUGCAAAUAGCUGACACCGAAUUGCUGCAGUACUCUCCCCUCCACCUACAUUAAUUUUUGACCAUUUUAAUUUUCUUUUCAAAAGAUGAGACAUUAUGCUUGUUGUGUUUUCUCCCUACAUGCACUAAUGGUUCCUUGCUGUUUUAACCUGUUGCUAGGCCUGUUCCAUUCUAACAUCUUAGUACUUCUGUUAGCUUACAUGUGAAAUGCAUCACCCAGUUUGUGCUUGAGCUCAUUUUAUUUUAUAUUUUAAAAUCCUUUUAAUUGGUUAAUAUUUUCAUUUUGUUUUGUAUUUUUUUACUAACCUCACUGUAUAUUUUCAGUUUAACAAUUGGCUGCAUGCAAUACAUAUAUGUAUAUUAUAUAUCUCUUGUUAUAUAAUAUAUAUAUUAUAAUUAAUUUAUUUUUAUUUUUUUAAGAAAACCCAAUCAAGUCUAGCCUGGAUUUUGCUCUGAUUGUGUUUUGGUUUCUAGUGGUGGGGGCAAGUCUGACACUUAACAACUUAACUUGGUCUCUUUAAAGUCUGACACACAAACAAGUUAAAAAUAAAAAAGCAGACUAAGCACAUCCGUUAGUUUUUCUUUGCACAAAUCAAGUGGUGCUCUCUAGGUGAUGGAUAUGAUUGUAUAAAGUAGCUUGAUUUUAUGCUUUUUAAAUGUCCUUUUUUAUUUUCUCCCCCAUUGCUUCCCCUCCCCUUGUUAUGCACAAAAGUUGCCCAGCACACCAUCAGAAAGUGUGAUGACCCUCCCUGAAACCCUGUUCCUGUGGAAAAAUCUUGCCAGCAGGAUAAUAUUGGACACCGCUUGCUACAGAAGCAUGGCUGGAAGCUGGGCCAGGGCUUGGGGAAAUCUCUCCAGGCAUAAUGAUCCGGGACUUGUUGUGGUGAUGGUAAACUUAGUGGUAAUUUUUAAUUUUCAGACUGAAUUUACUUCUUUUUUUGUCAUCAGAGCACCAAAUAUGUUAGGCUUACUUUUCUCUGUUGUAGCCUUCAUCUUUUCUGCUUGGUCUUUUCAUUUCCCUUUUUUUCCUUUCCAUUUCUUCAUGCACUCUUUCGUGUCUGAUCCUUGUUCAUUGAGGGGUUAAUGCUCAGAAGGGAUGUUUGUGUUAGAGCUGCCAAAAAUUUGUGGAGAAUCACUUCAAAUAUCAAAUUUCUAAUAUUGUCCCAACUUGAUUUCCCGCCUCCCUUCUCCCAACAUGUGGUGGGUGUUGUUAGCAGUUGCUAUGGCAAUUUUCUAGCUAAUUGAAAAACUAAAAACUUUGACUGCCUUAGAAAGCAAAAGUACUGAUGCAUUCUUCAUAUUAUGAAGGAGCCCGCCACAAUCACAAACUUGGAUACAACAAUCACAACUCUUGAAGAAAACAAAACAAACAUUUUUUGGGGUAGGGAAAUGUGUAUAGUUUUUUAAUAAGCUAUCAUGAAUUUGGUCCUUUUGCUCAAAAUUGCAGUCACUGCUUCUUAUACCAUUGGGCAUAAAAUCCCCUCCCGACCCCCCUUUAUACUGAAAACGUGCAUAUACCUAUAUAAAAGUUACAUUGGUGGAAAAUGCUAUUAGAGAGACCAGUUUUUCUAGAUUUGAAUCUUUUCAGUCCAGUCCGACAUUCCAAAUUAUAAAUAUAUUGAAAAUGGUUCUGCUAUAUGAGACACUUGUUUGGUUUGGAACCAUGCUGAUAUUCAUUCCCAAGUUAAAUUUAUGUCUGGAAGAGUUUGGAAUUGGUUUCUCUUUGUUUUGAUGGCACUUCAAGUGCAAAGAACUCUUCACGCUUUAUUAUUAUUAUUAUUAAAAAACUCCUCACAAUGAUCUUGUGAGGAAGGCCACAAUUCAUACUGCAGAGAUAAGGAGCAGAGGCAAGGCCACCCGAGUCCUUUGACAGAGGUGAGAUGUGAACCCAGGUCUCUUAAGUGCAGCCCUCUGUCAGCUGGACUACACUAGCUCUAAAAAGUCGAAAGGUGUUGAUAGCUAACUUUUUGAGACAUGGGUUCUCUAAAGCAAUACCUCUUGUGCCAUGUGGAUUGGUUUUGACAAUCUGGUCUCCUUAUUUUGGCACAACUCAAGCUUGGACAUCUUUUGGCCCAAGGGUAUAAUAAUAUGUGUAUUUGUGUGUAUAACAAAGAGAGUAUAUUAUUGACACCGAUCCCCCCAAGACAGAUAAUAAGGGAAGUAAACGUUCUGUUUUUUCACUCAAGGUAUGCACCGGAUAAGGAAGGACAGAUCCCAUCCCGAUUGUCGUCAAAUAUGAUGUCAUGGGCAUGGGACGGAUGGAAAUGGAGCUUGAUUAUGCCGAAGACGCCACAGAACGGAGGCGGGUCUUGGAAGUGGAGAAGGAAGACACCGAAGAACUGAGACAGAAGUACAAGGAUUAUGUGGACAAAGAAAAGGCGAUUGCCAAGGCCCUUGAGGACCUUCGAGCAAAUUUUUACUGUGAGCUCUGUGAUAAGCAGUACCAGAAGCAUCAAGAGUUUGACAACCACAUCAGUUCCUAUGACCACGCUCACAAACAGAGGUUGAAGGAUCUCAAGCAAAGGGAGUUUGCUCGCAAUGUUUCCUCGAGAUCCCGGAAAGAUGAGAGGAAGCAGGAGAAAGCCCUCCGUCGUCUCCACGAGUUGGCUGAGCAGAGGAAGCAACCUGAAUGUGCUCCAGGAAGCGGGCCGAUGUUUAGAACGACUACUGUGGCAGUAGAUGAGGAAGGAGGAGAGGAUGACGUUGAUUCAGCAGCUCCCAGCAGUUGCUGCUCUUUUUCACCAGCUCCUGGGCCGGUUGCCAGUAUGACCACAGACAAGGGUCUUGUUUGUGCCACUGGGCAAACUAGUAGCAACAUCGGGCUUGGGCAGGUACCUGUCCAGGUACCGCAAGCCAUCAGCUCAGGGGUUAACCCUCUUAAGAUAGGCGUGUCUUUCUCAUUUGCCAAAAAAGCCCCAGUGAAACUAGAGUCAAUUGCCUCCGUCUUCAAAGACCACGUUGAUGAGUCCAGUUCUCCCGAUGACGAAAUCAAAGCAGAUGAGAAAGCCCAGCCUGAUCCUGGAGCCUUGGGGAAAUUUGCGGAGGUCGAGGGGACAAACAGCCCUGACAGCAAAGGCGACGAAGAGGAGCAAGCACACGAGAAGGAAGGUCUAAACACCACCCUGUCAAAACUGAAUGUAGCACUAGAGCCAGAGUAUUACCACUACAUCCCGCCUGCUCACUGCAAGGUGAAGCCAAACUUCCAGUUCCUGCUCUUUAUGAAAGCCACAGAGCAAGUCGAAGCAGAAGCCAUGAGCAAGAAAAUGGCACAUGAAAGGAAGCGGAGCAACUCGCCAAAACCCAAAGCGGCAAAGAAUGGUGAGAAGGUGACAGCAGCAGAGUGUGCCACCCACCAGAAGGAACCGAGUCCUUCCAGCAAAGGCAGCAAAACUGAAGUUAAAGACCCUCCAGAAGAGGCCGGCGGGCAGGAAGGCAAGCCACUCAAGGGAAGCGGUUCUGCAGAGUCUGAGGUCGCCAAAGAGCUUCCUCAGGUUGCGUCAACCAGUAAAGAAGGCACAGACGGGCCAAAGCAUUUGACAGGACCUUUCUUCCCCGUGCUCAGUAAAGACGAGAGCACCACCCUCCAGUGGCCUUCAGAACUGCUGAUCUUCACCAAAGCAGAGCCCUCUGUGUCGUACAGCUGCAAUCCCUUGUAUUUUGACUUUAAGCUGUCUCGCAACAAAGACAUUAAAGCUAAAGGGGCGGAGAAACAGAAAGCUGCAAGCAGCCUUCCCAAGGAGAAAGCGCCGUCUGCUGAAGAGGGCAGCCUGAGCAAGAGCAAAGAGGUGGGCGCUCCUGCGGGCACCUCCACAGCAGUGCCGGAGAGCAAGUCCCUGUCUGCCUGCAGCAAGCAGGAGCCCAAUCCUGUGUCGGCUGGCAAGGGUGAGGGGCCAGAAGACAGCAGCAAAGGCAGCCUUGUUGGCCGCAAGGACAAAGUGGGGAAAUCCCACAAGCACAAGAAGAAGAAGAAGCACAAGAAGUCCACAAAACACAAACGCAGGCGCAAAGGCGAGGCAGAAGACAAAAGCAGGGAUGGGGACCUGGCAGAAGAGAAAUCCAAGAAGCGGAAGAAACACAAACACAAAAAGAGCAAGCCUUCCUUUGCCACGGAGCUGGAGCGGACGCAAGGGGCCGACGAAACUGGCCACCUCAAGAAAAGAAAGUGGUGUGCUCAAGACUCUCAGCGGAAGUCUCUUUCCACCGAAGAAAGCAGCAACAAGAAAGAGGACGGCGGAACCUCUUCCCAAGAUCACGGUGGCAAAAAACUCAAAGGGGACCCGCAGCAGGCAUCAUCCACUGCCAAGAGGCGGGCCUCCACCUCCGCCCACUCCAGCCACAGAGGCCGGCAGAGCAGCGGUGGCUACGAGAGCGACGAGGAUUCCUGCCACAAGCACUUCCGACAAAAGUCUGCUUCGCAGUACAGUGACGAUUACGACUCUGGCAGCAACUGUUCCCGAAGCCGCUCCCGGUCAGGGCGUCGGCAUUCCUCCCGAAGGUCAUCCCAGAGGUCCUACUCAACGAGUUCAUAUGCCUCCUCUGACAACAGCCGGUACAGCCGGCGGCGCAGCUACUCAGAAGACAGCUACAGUGACUACAGCGACCGCUCUCGGAGCCACACCAAGCGCUCCCACGACUCAGAGGACGAUUCUGACUACGCCAGUUCCAAGCGCAGGUCGAAACGGCACAAAUACUCUUCUUCGGAAGACGACUACAGCCUGAGCAGGAGCAGAUCACGGAGCCGGAGCCGAACCCACACCAGGGGGAGAUCGAGGACGAGAAGCCGGGGCAGGACGCGCAGCAGCAGCUGUAGCCACAGCCGGUGUAAGCGGCGGAGCCGCAGCCGGACUGGGCACAGCUGGAAACGGAGCAGGAGCUACAGCCGGGAGCGCAGCCGGAGUGCCAGGAGCCUCUCCCAGCGGUCCGUCUCCAGGAAGGGGUCACGUGGCCAUGAAAGCCUUGGGGAGAGGAGAUCCGCACGGCGAGACUUUAUCCGCUCAAAGAUCUACCGCUCCCAGUCCCCCCACUAUUUCAGAGGCAGACCAGGGGAAGGGCCCACGAGGAAGGAGGAAGCAAGAGGCGAUGAAGCGACAGGGACCACUACCAGCCUCUCCCAAAACAGCGGCAACUCCAGCCUGGGGAGCAACUGCAGCUCUGAGGAGAAGAACUCCGCCACGGCUAAGCUCCUCCUGGAAAAAGUUCAGUCCAGGAAGGUGGAGAAGAAGCCCAGCGGCAGCGAGGACUCUCCCUCAGGGCCUCACAAGGUUGGGAUCAAGCUGAAAGAUCCCCCGCAAGGCUACUUUGGCCCAAAGCUCCCUCCCUCCCUAGGCAACAAGCCCGUCCUUCCCUUGAUCGGGAAGCUGCCCACAGUCCGAAAGCCAAACGCCAAGCAGUGUGAGGAGUCUGGAUUAGGACUGGGGACCGGGGAGGAGCUGGAGCUGCCUGAGCUCGACGAAACCCCCCACGAUGUCGGGGAGGCAGCUGCAGCAAGCCAACCCACACUGGAUGAAACUCUGGUGAUAGAGACCCAGGAGAGCCUUCUGGGAGAUCAAAAGCCAGAAGAAGCGGCCGUGGACAUGGCUCCCAUGCCCCUGGAGCCGCCAGCCCUCCCAGAACACUUUGGAUCCGGCGACCUGCCCGUGCCGCACCCGUUCCCUGCCCCCGCGGAAAGCGAAGCUGCCGAGCCUCUGGACGGCAGCGCUCAGCCCGUCUCCCUCGAAGGCAGGAUGGUGCCCCUGGCCCCCGAAGUGGAGCCCUUCCCCAGCUACGUCCCACACAGCGCGGAGCCGAGCAUCAGCGGGGAGCCGGAAGGCAGCGAAGACUCUUCCCUGGCGCCACUGGAAAGCCAGCCCAUCACCUUCACCCCGGAGGAGAUGGAGAAGUACAGCAAGCUCCAGCAGGCUGCCCAGCAGCACAUCCAGCAGCAGCUCCUGGCCAAGCAGGUCAAGGCCUUCCCAGCCUCUGCCGCCCUGGCUCCAGCCACAACUCCUGCCUUGCAGCCUAUCCACAUCCAGCAGCCAGCCGCAGCCGCAGCCACCUCCAUCACCACCGUGCAGCACGCCAUUCUGCAGCACCACGCGGCCGCCGCGGCCGCAGCCAUUGGCAUCCACCCCCACCCUCACCCUCAGCCUCUUGCUCAAGUGCACCAUAUCCCUCAGCCCCACUUGACCCCCAUCUCCUUGUCCCACUUGACCCACUCCAUCAUCCCAGGGCACCCCGCCACCUUCCUGGCCAGCCACCCCAUCCAUAUCAUCCCCGCUUCUGCCAUCCACCCGGGUCCAUUCACUUUCCAUCCCGUCCACCACGCUGCCCUCUACCCGACCCUCCUGGCACCCCGGCCAGCGACAGCUGCUGCCACGGCGUUGCACCUCCACCCUCUCCUGCACCCCAUUUUCUCAGGACAGGAUUUGCAGCACCCUCCCAGCCACGGCACAUGAAGGAACGAGAGAGGCAGCCUCUAUCGGGGAGGGGAGGGUUAGGGGAAAAGAGAGGACAGGGGCAUGUCUGUCUGUCUCUGUGCGUGUGCAUCAGUCUCUCUCGUUCUACGGGAAGGCGGGGGCUGUCUCUGGACCUGAGAACAGCCCAAGAAGGGGGAGGAUUAGGCAGGGGCAGGGAGGCUCAAGGGAACAGGCCUGUGAAAGAUGGGAGAGCUGUGCUGCUGCUGGUUUGCUUGUAAGGAUAUUCAGGGGGCUCGUGUGCCCGGGGAGGUGGCUACUUCGCUGCUUCAGGGAUGUGCAGCCCUUUAGCAAAUGCACCCCUUUUUAAUUUCCAAUUCACGUAUUAUGAAUCAUUUACUACCCACUCUGAAGACCUAAAUAAAGUGGGUAUACACAUCUAUCUUAUUUGGGCAUCAAUAUCAAGUAUAAAGCGUGAAAGUUAAUGAUUUGAAUCCACCUUAAAGCUUAACCCGAGCAUCAGAACCAAGAAACACUCAGCACUUGCUCCAUCUCCUCUGUUGCCCUCUCCCCUCUCUCCAGCUCAUAUUCGGGGAGCCAUGUUCAGCAGCCCCCACUGAGCACCACAAACUGGGAAGUUGCUUUUCAGUGACCAGUUUCCACCACCACCACCCCCCAGACCAGCUUGGCAGUGCUCUCCUUCCUACACACCCUUUACGACGCUGCUGAGAGAGCAGAGAGCAAUUCCUUGAAGCAAUAUGUUGUACUGGAGUCCUGUGAACAUCCUGAACAUGACUCUGUAACUUGUACUCUUUUUCCUCUGUAAUAUUGAUGGUUCCUUAUUAACUUAUGGUGUGUGUUUUUUUUCAGAAGAAGAAAAAAAAAGAAUUUAAGAAAUUGCACUGAACUCUGUACAUGUCAAUGCUGCUUUUUGUAGCUCCUCUGACAAAUGUUCCAUAUUGAUAGUAUACCGCAAUAACAUUUUUUACAGCCCGUUCUUUGAGUGGUACCCGUUCAGGUGGCUUUAGUUAUCUAUACAUUUUAACGUAGUUGGGAAGGAAAUUCUCGUCAAAGGUUCAAUGCUUCUAGUUAUGGCUAGGGCACAAAAUGAUUUGAAGCAUGUAUAUUUUAAUUGAGCUCAUUUUUUAAAAAAUGUACCAUUAAAAAAAGACGUUCAUUUUAUAGGAGAAAACGUCACAGGAUUUGGAAAUAAACAAAGGAGCAGUGACCUGGACUCCUUUGUCCCAUAGCUAACAAAGUCCAUCCUGUGUAAAAUGACAUCUCUUGUAACUCCUGUGAAAAGGCAGGUUUGUGAGGCAGAUGAGGCGUCGUUCACUGUGUGCUUCAGUCGGUAGCCAGGCCCCUUAAGUUUGAGAGAAACAGUCCGUUUGUUUGGCAAAGCAAACAGUCGCUUUCUGGUCACAGGAAUAUAUGAGACCCACACAAAAAACCCCACAACAACACCCAAGAGCCCAGCUAUUUUCCCUGGAUUCAACCACUUGUCAUUGCAACAACAACAUAGCUUCUAGGUGUGGAUGGGUGUGUGUGUGUUAAGGCUCCUUGUUUUCAAAUAUGUGCCUUUUUUAUGUUUUGGAGAGGUUUUGAGUGGUGUGUUUUCGUUCCGAAUCCCUUUCCUUUUUUUUCUUCCUCUUGGGGUUUUCUUCUAUGGGGUGCCCUUUCCUCACAGCUGCCCCUUGAGAGAAAAGACCACCUCCCCAGGGUGUGGCCCCAAAUUAAACUAGAAAGCGGGGGCUCCUGGAAUCUCAAGGUUCUUUUGCUGAGUGCAAAAAGAGGCCGAGAUCCUGCAAAGCAGUGGCUGUUUUGGGACACGUGUCCAGACCCAAAGGGCACUACUUGCUUGUAUAUCCUGAGAUGCGGCCUCCCAUUUCAGAAAUUCAGAAAUAACCACUGCUGGCUGCUGCCCUGAAAUGGCAAGACUAUGGGACUGCUUUUAAGCUUCCUUACCCUUGGCUACAACGAGGCAAGCACUGGAAACUGCUGCUGUGACAAAGGGACUCGGUUCUUGGUAGUCGCUGUAGAUAAUUCAAGAAGUAACAGUAUUAAUUUCUCAGUGCUUCAUUCCCUUGAGGUUCAGACGGGAGACGCAGCACCCCAGCAGGGAGGAGGAGACUGGACUUCCACAAGAGUGCUUACCACAAAAGAGAACGCACUAUUACUUCAGUAUCGGCAGGCUAUAUUUAACUUUUGUCACAUAAAAAGUAUAUAUAUAAAUAUAUAUACAUGCUGUAAAAAUGAGGAAAAUAAACUUUCUAAUAAACUAGUAAUUUGGGGGAAA